AUGAUCUCUCAACGAUUCAAUUAUUUGCUCGUAAUGUAUUUAUUCGUUCACUAUUCAUCCGCUCAUCAUAUUUCCAUUGAUUUUCCUCGUUUAUGUGUUUAUCGGAAUGAUUCAUCUCAGUAUUAUCCAUGUGUAUUAAAUUAUAUUGGACUCAGUAGUUGGUCAUUGUAUCGUUGUCCUGAACAGUCAACAUUUGACGAAGCAUCACAACGUUGUCUAGUAAAAGUUGCUGUCAAUGAUGCUUUUGACCAACUCGCCUCACAACCGACAACAGAAAUGGCUCAAUUUCAUCGUGUAGCCAGUUUUAUUCUAGCUACACCAGUGCCGAAUGAAGAUCAAGAUCUACAACAACAACCCAAACGACUGGUCUCGUUGCCACCAACUAUUGACAAACUUAUGGAACCAUUUUCAAUGGACAAACUUCCCCGAAAACGCGCGGAAAGAGAUAUUGACGAUCAUUCAGGAGGUGUUAUAUGGUCCCAUGGUUCUCCAUUGAUGAGAGUUGAUAGCAAACCCAUUGCAGACGAUAAGCCAUCAAUUAAUGGAAAAGUAGGUCGUUUUUCCGUCGUUCAGCGCCAUCGUGUUCCUGUUAACGAAGACGAACUUAAAUACAAAAAGAUUUGUUAUUUUACUAAUUGGGCACAAUAUCGACUCGGCCCUGCUAAGUUCGAUCCAGAGAACAUAGACCCGUUUCUUUGUACACACAUUAUCUAUGCCUUUGCAUACAUUAAUAACCAGACACUAUUGAUCAAAACAGUCGAAGACAACGAUGAAGAACUGUAUCGACGUAUCAAUGCGCUGAAAACUUUGAAUCCGAAAUUAAAAACACUGCUUGCUGUCGGUGGAUGGAACAUGAAAUCGUAUGCGUUUUCUACAAUGGUGCAUCACCAUGAGAAACGACGAAAUUUCAUCUUCGAUACGAUUAAUUUCCUUCGAAAACAUAAUUUCGAUGGUUUGGAAAUCGAUUGGGAAUAUCCAGGAAUACGCGGUGGACAGAACAAUGAUAAGUAUUACCUGACUUUAUUUCUCCAAGAAUUCAAAGAUGCAGCUGUUGCACAAGCCAUAGUGACAGGUCAAUCUCGGCUGAUUUUAGCUGCUGCUGUUGCUGCCAAUCAAGAAAUUGUUGCGCAUGCUUAUGAAAUCGAGAAGAUUGCGAAAAUUUUAGACUUUAUCAACAUAAUGACUUAUGAUUUCCAUGGUGCAUGGCAAAACUAUACGGGUGUAAACGCUCCACUGUAUAGACGUUACGACGAACUUGAUAGAGAUGGACUGCUCAAUCAAGACUUUGGUGUUACAAUUUGGUUACAAAAUGGUGCUGCGGCACAUAAGCUUGUUCUUGGCCUACCUCUGUUCGCUCGUAGUUUUCUUUUAGCACGAUCCGAUCAGAAUGAUCUUCAUUCGCCAACUGUAGGCAAUGGUAGUGCAGGACUCUUUACCCGCACUCCUGGUUUUCUUUCCUAUUUCGAAGUUUGUCUAUUACAAACUGACUCCAAGUGGCAAAAACGUACAGUAACCGAUGGAUCGGAAUCGGAAUACAUGUUCAAAGAUCGUGAAUGGAUUUCAUAUGAAACAUUGGACAACAUUCGCAAACGCGCCGCAUAUGUCGUAGCGAAGAAUUUAGGCGGAAUGUUUGUUUGGUCUCUUGACAUGGAUGAUUUCAAUGGCGCAUUCUGUAACAAUGGCACCUAUCCUUACAUAAGAAAUUCUUUAGCACUCCUUCCAACAUCUAUGCCAUCUUAUGUUUAA
Adineta ricciae is the source of this 1746-nucleotide messenger RNA. The record is from the annotation of a GenBank genome assembly. Lineage: Eukaryota; Metazoa; Rotifera; Eurotatoria; Adinetida; Adinetidae.